AGUCUGCAGGGCGUUUUACAUUAGGAGACGUUAACUUGUGGAUUAACACGUGAGUUAGCCGUGCGCGCCUUCAAAUCAGUUCAGUUUCAGAGAGUUACAUUCCGCUUUUUUACAGUCCUCCUGAGAGGAUUUCGGCAGAUUAACGGGGUUCAGAGCGCGGAGGGAUGGUGUUAAAUACUCUUUAGCAUAUUCGGUCUGGGAAUGACCCGGCAUGCUCUCACUUUCGCCUCUUUCGCUUUGAGCCUCUGGAGAGCUGAUGUUUGAUUCGACAUGAACAGUUUCGUCAGUCUGGCACAGAUACUCGCCACGCUCGUGCUGCACUUGCAUGUUCAGGCCUCGACUCCUCUUGGCACACCACACUCUAAAGUGAUGCUGUUUCAGGAGGUGUGGAGUCGAAGCCUGUGUCGCUCUCUGGAGAAGAUGGUGGCGGUAGAGCAGGAAUACCCAGGUGGUGUGGAGCACAUAUUCAGUCCUGGCUGUGUGUCUCUACAGCGCUGCUCUGGCUGCUGUAACGAUGAGAAACUAGAGUGCUUUCCUACUCUCACACGCAAUAUCACAAUGCAGCUGGUGAAGAUAAGCCCAGCACAGAGGACCAGGCAGUAUGUGCAGCUUUCAUUUUUAGAGCACCACUCCUGUGAGUGCAGACCCAAAAGGAAACAUAUUAGAAAUCCGAGCCAGAGGUUUAGUAGCCCACACAGGAGAAGAAAAGGAAAACGGGGAAAGAAGAGAACAGCAAAUUGUAGCAGGUGUACUAAUCAUCUCAGCUAAUGGGAGGAUUCCAGUCUCUCUCUUUUUCCAUCCUGAACACAAACAACCAAGGACAUGAACUCUGGCCUCCCGAAAAAUGGACAAGAAGCAGAUGCAUUUGGGACAUAAAUUAUUAUAAGGACCUCAUCUGUGUCUGGGAUGAUGCCCUGCCCUCCCCUGGCAAUGAACACAUUCUCUGGGAGGGGUAGAAUGAAAACUCAGAUCCCUGUAAUCCUAUCUGUUUUGUUACCUGGUUAAUCCUUUUGUUGUACUGGGAAAUGCUGUGGGAGUGAAAAAGACAAAUAACUUCAUCACAAGCUGAGAGAUCAUAAAAGUGAAUACUGUGAUGAUGCUCAGACUUUCAUUUGCCCCUUUGUUGUCCACACGCCUGGUGUUUAUUAGUUAUCAUUAUCACCCUGUGGGCCCUGUGCAGUAUUUUCAGCUGCAUCAUUGGAAUGAUGUCUGAAUCCAGCUGUGGUGUACGUAGCGUUACAUAAGUAUUAUUGCAAUAAAUAUAAUG
Colossoma macropomum (tambaqui) is the source of this 1267-nucleotide messenger RNA. It is a transcript of the gene pgfa, whose product is annotated as placental growth factor a. The record is from RefSeq and is a predicted model, not a curated record. NCBI's taxonomy places the organism in Eukaryota, Metazoa, Chordata, Actinopteri, Characiformes, Serrasalmidae. Gene Ontology annotation, molecular function: growth factor activity; vascular endothelial growth factor receptor binding; chemoattractant activity. Gene Ontology annotation, cellular component: membrane. Gene Ontology annotation, biological process: sprouting angiogenesis; positive regulation of endothelial cell proliferation; induction of positive chemotaxis. Bases 271 to 768 code for a protein of 165 amino acids. The transcript is spliced from 7 exons.